Messenger RNA from Theobroma cacao (cacao), 1552 nucleotides. Its product is annotated as S-adenosyl-L-methionine-dependent methyltransferases superfamily protein. The record is from RefSeq and is a predicted model, not a curated record. NCBI's taxonomy places the organism in Eukaryota, Viridiplantae, Streptophyta, Magnoliopsida, Malvales, Malvaceae.
UUCAACCUUCAAACGCACGAUAGUUUCCGGUCUUUUCCAAGCACCCCAUUCCUGUAAUAAGCACGCAACUUAUCUAAUUACCAAGACCCCUCUUUUGGUCUCACAAUUUGGUUGAAGAACUUGUUUUUUACUUUUUCUUUUUUCUUGGGUGAAUUGAUUAAUUUCUUUUGGAGUUUGCUAUUGGCUUUGAAGAAGGUUAAAACUGUGAUUAAGCAUUUUUGGUAGUUAAAUCCCCUUUCCUUUCUUUGAACAGCCGACGAUAAUUGCCCUUUUAUGAUCGGUCAUCACUCAAAAUUAAUCAUUGCCAAAACUUGAUCUGUUUUUUUUUUCUUUUGCUCUUCAAGACCUGAACCAAGAAAAGCAAACCAAAUCGCCAUGAAAGAAGACGAACGCCCUCUUCCCCUUCAUCACCACCAAAGAAACAAGCUUUCCCUCGCCAAGCUGUUCACUCACACCACCGCGUACGUUAUCCUCCUCUUGCUAUCCUACGCCUUGGGUUACUUCUCCCGUUCCUCUCCUUCCCAACAACAACUUCUUCUCCAAGUGACUCCUCCUUCUCCUCCUGCUCUCCAAUUCGCCAGCUUACCAACUCAACUCGACAACUUCCGAGUCACCAGCCACUGCUCCAACUCGCCUCUACCUCCGCACCUCAUCUUCCCAACGAUUCUUGAACGAGUCUUCAAGGGUACCUCCCCUUACACCAAUUUCCCGCCACCCCACGUUCGCUCCUUCCUCAAGGAAAAAAGAGUCAAAGGCUGGGGCUCCGAUGGUGCCGUUUUUGAACACUUGAUUAAACGAGUCAAGCCCCGAGUUAUCAUCGAAGUAGGCACUUUCUUGGGCGCGUCAGCUCUCCACAUGGUCAACGUGACUCGUAAACUCGGCCUCCAAACUCAGAUACUCUGCCUCGACGACUUUCGUGGAUGGCCAGGCUUCAGAGACCGUUUCAAGGACAUUAUCAUGAUAAACGGCGACGUUUUACUGCUUCAGCAGUUCAUGCAAAAUGUGGUUUAUCUCAAAGCCACCGAAUCGGUUUUACCCGUUCCAUUCUCAACCGGUUCGGGUCUUGAAAAGUUCUGCGAGUGGGGAAUAACCGCGGACUUAAUAGAGAUCGAUGCGGGUCAUGAUUUCAUAUCCGCAUGGGGAGAUAUAAACCGGGCGUAUCGGAUCUUGAGACCGGGUGGGGUAAUAUUCGGGCACGAUUAUUUUACCGCGGCGGAUAACCGUGGGGUAAGAAGAGCAGUAAAUUUAUUUGCACAAAUGAAUAAUCUCAAGAUCCAAACUGAUGGUCAACAUUGGGUUAUUGAUACUGCCUUAGCAUAAAACCUUUUCACAGAUUUGAUAGUGAUUAUAGGCCUCUUCUUUUCUUUUUCAUUUUUUUAAAGAAGGAAAAUCAUUUUAUUGGGUUUAUGCUUUUGGUAAAAUGUAAAUCUUUAUGAAGGGAAUUGCUUUGGGUAUUUAGUUGAUGGUGUAAUAACGGCAUUUCCAUAGUCUAUUGGUGGUUGUAUUAAACAAGAUUACCAGAAGAAAAAAAGGAAAGAAACAGUUUAGAGAA